AUGGCCGACUCCAUCAACUAUGACUUCAAAGGCCAGCCGAGUCUCUACUUGUCGCCGGUCAUUGCCAUCAGUCCGGCUGUGCUCAAUGUGGUCGAGGACCAGCAGGUGACUCUGCCCUGUGUGCUAUUGGCUGGGAAUCCGCUGCCUGAGAGGCAAUGGCUACACAACUACGGCCUGGUGACCUCAGACCAGUAUCUGACAGUGAGGAGGGACGGCAGUCUGCAUAUUGAAAGAGUCCAGCUGGAUGAUGCUGGUGACUACAUCUGUUUGGCUGAAAACGUUAUCGGGGCCACCAACCAUACCACCACUGUCAAUGUCUAUGUAAUUCCUACAAUUCAGUAUGGCCCUCAGGUGUUCAACACAAUUGAGGGCACACCCAUCACUCUGCCCUGCCGUGCCAGUGGAGUUCCCCCCCCUGACAUUACCUGGGCCAAGGGUGGGGAGCUGCUGAACUUGGGUGGUCCAGCCUUCUCCAUGGACUCUGACGGCAGCCUCCUCAUCACCUCCCCCUCUGGAAACGAGACUGGAGAGUUCCUCUGCACAGCUACCAACGCUGCAGGCCAUGCAGCCAGGAAGGUCCAGCUCACAGUCUAUGUCCGUCCUAGAUCCAGUGUUGGUGGUGCUGGAGGCUCAGCUGAGCCAAUGACGGUGGUUGAGGGCGAGGACGCCAUUCUGCCAUGUGAGGUCAACAGUGUCCCCCCUCCCACCAUCAGCUGGGCCAAGGAGAGGCAGCUCAUCUCCCCUUUCUCUCCCCGGCACACUCAGCUUUCCUCGGGCUCUAUGAAAAUCUUGGAGACCAGAGUGUCAGACAGUGGGCUUUAUGUGUGUGUUGCCUCGAAUAUCGCUGGCAACCUGACAACAUUCAUUGAUCUGAGUGUUUUGGUGCCCCCCAGUAUCCAGGCUGGCCCCAGGGUAAUGAAAGUUCAGAUGGGGUACCCUGUGGAGCUGCCCUGCGUGGUGAGAGGGGUCCCGGAGCCCACCCUCACCUGGACAAGAGAUGGUCAGAGGUUCCAAGUCUCACCUGAUGGCAGCCUGGCUUUUAGAAACGUGGGUCUGGCUGACGAAGGGACCUACACCUGCAUAGCCACCAACACCGCAGGCAGGGCCGAGGCCCGAGUCCGGCUGCUGGUGCAAGUACCCCCUGUGGUCGAGAUAUUGGAGCCGCCUUUCAACAGUCCGUUGCAGGAGAGAGUUGCAAACCAGCGAAUCGCAUUCCCCUGCCCUGCCAAAGGCCUUCCUAAGCCAGUGAUCCGAUGGAUGCGUAAUGGCCAGGAGUUGUCAGGUAAUGAGCCCGGCGUGUCCAUCCUGGAGGACGGUACGCUGCUGAUUCUGGCCUCUGUGUCGCCAAUGGACAACGGAGAGUACGUCUGUGCUGCGGUCAAUGAUGCUGGAUCCACUGAGAGGAAGUACCAGCUCAAAGUUAACGUGCCCCCACUUAUCCGUGACGGGGAAACACCAGGCAACGUGUCGCUGGUCCUGAGUCAGUCCACCAGCUUGGUGUGUGAUGUCAUAGGAAGUCCGACCCCUGUCAUCACCUGGUACAAGGAUGGGACUCCUGUAGUUGGUAGUAACACCAUCCAGAUUCUUGACAUGGGAAAAUCCCUGAGACUACUGAAGGCAGCCACAGCAGAUGCAGGCAGCUACAGCUGUAAAGCGAUAAACAUCGCUGGCAGCACAGAAAAGGACUUCUUCCUGGAUAUACUGGUCCCACCAACCAUUGUGGGGUCAGCCUCUCCCCAAGAUGUUUCAGCCAUUGUAAAACAGGAGAUCAGUCUUGAAUGCAAUGUACAAGGUGUACCUUUUCCAACAAUCCAGUGGUACAAGGACAGGAAGCUGGUGUUCCUUGGUGAUCCAAACCUGGAGGUCACCAACAGGGGUCAGGUUUUGAAGAUAAAGAGUGCUCGUCUUGGAGACAAGGCCCGCUACCAGUGUAUUGCCGUGAAUACAGCCGGCAAACAAUCCAAGGACUUUAACGUCAGUGUUUAUGUGCCCCCCUCCAUCAAAGGCGGUAACAUCACCACAGAGGCCACAGCCCUGCUGGACACGACAGUAACACUGGAGUGUGAGGCUCGCGGAGUGCCGCUUCCUUCCAUCACCUGGUAUCGAAACGGAGAGGCCAUCCUGUCCAACAGACAGGUUCAGUACGUCGAGCGGGGCCACUACCUGAAGUUCCCCCGCGCGCAGGCAUCAGAUGCGGGCCUGUUCACCUGCAAGGUGACCAGUGUGGCCGGGAGCGCUGAGAAGAGCUUUGUACUGGACGUCUACUUGCCUCCUACCAUUGCUGGGGGUGAGGACGGGCCAACUGAGAGGAAAGUUGUUCUCAGUAAGUCUCUGAUUCUGGAGUGUGAGGCUGGGGGACACCCUCCCCCCUCUCUCACAUGGCUGAAGGACGGAGUUCCUGUGCGCGAUGGUGAAAGCGUCCGUCUUCUCGAGCAGGGGAGUAAAAUCGAAAUCCUUUCAGCCACGGUGUCAGACUCGGGACGUUACGUCUGCGUGGCAACAAGCAUCGCUGGAGAGAAGGAAGUCAAAUACGACGUCAGAGUUUUGGUCCCUCCUUUCAUUGAUGGAGCUGAUGAUGUGACGGACAGCACGGUGAUAAUCAACAGCCCUCUGGAGCUGGAGUGUCAGGCCACUGGAACCCCUGCACCCGUCAUCACGUGGUAUAAAGAUGGUAAACCAGUCCGACAGGGUGAGGGGUUGCGUGUGGCAGCCAGCGGUCGACGGCUAAUCGUUUCCCGCGCUCAGGUCUCUGACACGGCGCCUUUUCAAUGUGUGGCCACUAAUGAAGCAGGAGACCACGAGAGGGACUUCAAAGUAGUUGUCCAUGUUCCUCCAUCCAUUCGUACCACCGGGCCUGCAGAACGUUCAGUGGUUCUCCACAAGACCAUCGGUCUAGAGUGCAUCUCAAGCGGCAUCCCUCCUCCCAGCAUUACCUGGCUUAAAGAUGGCCGACCUGUCGACUCAACACAGGGGCACCUUAAGCUGGAGUCGUCGGGCAGAUUGCUAAAGGUCAAAGAGGCAAGACUGGAGGACUCUGGAAAAUACACCUGCCUGGCCACCAAUGCAGCCGGUGAAGCCCAACAGCACAUUCGACUCAGUGUCCAUGAGCCUCCCAGUAUUCCCUACUCUGGAGAGAUCAUCAACCAGACCAUCCUUUCAGGCUUUCCCACCGAGCUGGAGUGCAAGGCCACAGGCAGCCCAUUACCCGCUAUCACUUGGUACAAAGAUGGCCGACCGCUGACAAGUGCUGCUGGGGUCACUAUGCUGAAGCGUGGCCAGGUGCUGGAGAUUGAACGAGCUCAACUGUCUGAUGCUGGGAUGUACAGAUGUGUAGCGGUCAACCUGGCUGGAGUUGCUGAGAUAUCCCACAGUCUGCAGGUGUACGUGCCUCCGAUCAUCUCCAGUCGAGGGGGCACAGUGACAGUUGUUGUGAACGAGGCUGCCAGGCUGCAGUGUGAGGCCACCGGUGUUCCUCUGCCCAGCCUCACAUGGCUCAAAGAUGGCAGCCCUGUGGCAAGUGUAUCACAUGGCAUACAGGUCUUGUCUGGUGGCAGAAUGCUUUCUCUGAACAGCGCUCUGGUUAGUGAUACAGGCAGGUACACCUGUGUGGCUGUCAAUGCAGGAGGGGAACAACACAGAGAGUACGACCUGAGGAUUUAUGUGCCCCCUAACAUUAAGGGUGAGGAGGUGAAUGCCACGGUGAUGCUCGGCCGUCCAGUGGAGCUGCAGUGCCAGAGCGAUGCAAUCCCUCCACCGACCCUUUCCUGGCGCAAAGAUGGCCGUCCACUCUUCAGGAAGCCCGGUCUGACUGUGUCAGCAGAUGGGAGUGUGCUUAAGGUGGAUAGUGCCCAGGUGCAGGAUUCAGGCAGGUAUUCCUGUGAAGCCACCAAUGUUGCUGGGAAAACAGAGAAGAACUACAAUCUUAACGUCUGGGUUUCUCCCAGUAUCCAUGGCUCAGAGGAGGUUUCUCCUAUGACUGUGACUGAAGGAAGUCUCAUUACUCUGGUGUGUGAGUCCAGUGGGAUACCGCCCCCCAGCCUAACCUGGAGGAAGGAUGGUUCUGAGAUCAAGUCGGACCAACGGGUCAGGGUUUUGUCAGGAGGUCGUCAGCUGCAGAUCUCCAGCGCUGAGAGGACAGAUACAGCCUCUUACUCCUGCACAGCCUCCAGCGCGGCCGGCACCACCUCAAAAGAGUACAGCCUGCAGGUUUAUGUCCGCCCUUCCAUCAGACGCAGCGAGGGCGACACGGAGAACGUUGCCCUCACAAAAGGAGGUGAUGUGACCCUACAGUGUGCUGCAGAGGGCGUGCCCCGACCAGCCAUCACAUGGUUGAAAGAUGGCCGGCCAAUCACAGGCCAGCACGGAGCCAAAGUCCUGAAUGAGGGGAGGCUGUUAAAGAUUAAAGAUGCUAAAGUGUCAGACACAGGACGCUACACCUGUAUCGCUGUCAAUGUGGCCGGACAGGCUGACAGCAAGCAUGACAUUAGUGUACAUGUCCCACCUAGCAUAAUUGGUCAGGUGCAGCAGCCAGAGAAUGUGAGUGUUGUAGUGAAGAACCCAGUUGCUCUGAGUUGCGAGGCCUCUGGUAUCCCUCUACCUGCCAUCACCUGGCUAAAGGAUGGUCGGCCAAUCAAAGUUACGAGUUCAGUGCGUGUCCUCUCUGGUGGCCGGAGCCUGCGUCUAAUGCAUGCUGCAGUGGAGGAUGCUGGGAGGUACACCUGCAUUGUGUCUAACAUCGCGGGAGAGGAAAGAAAGAACUUUGACCUCGACAUCCUUGUUCCACCAAGCAUUGUAGUCGAGGGAACUGUGGCGGAUACUAAAGUGAAGGAGAAACACAAUAUCACUCUCAGCUGUGAGGCCUCAGGCAACCCUGUACCAGAGAUUAAAUGGCUGAAAGAUGGACAGCUGUUGGUGCCUGACACACGGCACCAGGUUCUGUCUCACGGCCGUUUCCUCCAAAUAUCUGCGGCCCAAAUUGCAGACACCGGCAGGUACAGCUGCCUGGCAUCCAACAGUGCAGGGGAACGCAGCCGGCACUUCAACCUCAAUGUCCUGGUUUCUCCCACCAUUGCUGGAUCAGGUCCUGACGGUUCUUCAGAGAAGGUGACCGUCACUCUGAGCAGCCCCACCUCUCUCGUGUGUGAAGUCCAAUCCUACCCUUCUGCUCUCAUCGUCUGGCUCAAGGACGGCACUCCGUUUGAGUCAAGUCGCAGCGUCCGAGUCCUUCCAGGUGGGCGCACCCUGCAGAUCCUGAACGCUAAAGAAGAGGAUGCUGGGAGAUAUACCUGUGUGGCCACUAAUGAGGCUGGAGAGACCCUGAAGCACUAUGAGGUCAAGGUUUAUGUUCCUCCUCAGAUCAAUAAGAAUGAUAUUCCAGGGGAGGGACUGGCACCCAAAGAGGUCAAGAUCAAGGUCAACAGCACGCUGACCCUCGAGUGUGCAGCUCAGGCCUUUCCUACCCCAGCACUGCAGUGGUUUAAGGACGGACAGAUCCUGCGCACGGAUGAACAUGUGUCCAUAACAGCCAACGGUCGUAUUGUUCAGAUCAAGCACGCUCAGGUGUCAGACACCGGCCGCUACACCUGCGUAGCCACUAACAUAGCUGGAGAGGAUGAGAAGGACUUUGAUGUAAAUAUACAAGUUCCGCCUAAUUUCAACAGGCCUGGUGGAGUUGGUGAUAGCACAUCUCCCCCAGGCUUUGGAGGGGAAGUUCGAGAUGUGAUACUCAACAAUCCCAUCUCUCUGUAUUGUGAGUCCAAUGCAGUGCCUCCUCCUACACUCACCUGGUACAAAGACGGACAACUGCAGACCUCAAAUGACAGAGUUCUGAUCUUGCCGGGUGGGCGAGUGUUACAGAUUCCCAGAUCCCAGGCUGAAGACUCAGGAAGGUAUACGUGUGUGGCUGUCAACGAAGCAGGAGAAGACUCCAUUCAGUAUGAUGUCAGAGUAUUAUUGCCGCCGACCAUACGAGGAAUAGACAGUGAUUUGCCCGACGAGGUCACUGUCUUAGUCAACAAAACUACCCAACUGGAGUGUUACGUGGAUGGAAACCCCGCCCCCAAGAUCACCUGGUUUAAAGACAGCCAGCCAGUCAGUUCUGAUGGGCCACAUAGGAUCUUGUCCAAUGGGCGAACACUUCAGGUGUUGACUGCUCGGGUGUCGGACACAGGGCGCUAUGUGUGUGUGGCUGACAAUGUGGCUGGAAGUGCAGACAAGUCAUUUAACCUUAAUGUUCACCUACCUCCAACCAUUAUCGGCCUGAGUCCUGAGACUGUGACUGUGGUGGUGAACCAUUUUGUGUCACUCUCUUGUCAAGCUACUGGUUUCCCCCCUCCUACCCUAAGCUGGCUAAAUGACAGGGGUCCCAUUCAGGCCAACACCAAUGCACUCAUCAUGCCAGGUGGUCGUACACUACAGAUUCUGAAAGCCAAAGUUUCUGAUGGAGGAAAGUACAGCUGUGUGGCCAUGAAUGCAGCAGGAGAGGCAUACAAACAAAUGUAUCUCACAGUUUUUGUCCCUCCAAGUAUCCGGGACAGUGGUGGGGAUUCUCCUGUGGUGGUGAAUGUGCUCGUUGGGAAAUCAGUAAAGCUGGAGUGUGAGUCCAACGCUGUCCCUCCACCCACCAUCACCUGGUACAAAAAUGGCAGGAUGGUGACAGAAACGGCAAACCUGCGCAUCGUGGCAGAGGGACAGAUGCUUGAGAUCAAAGGCUCCGAGGUGUCUGAUACAGGACAAUAUGUCUGCAAGGCCACCAAUGUUGCUGGACAAGUGGACAAGAACUUCCACUUGAAUAUCUAUGUGCCUCCCAGUAUUGAUGGCCCAGCAGAGGAGAGUGUUGUGGAAACCAUCAGUAACCCAGUCACCUUUGCCUGUGAUGCUACUGGAAUCCCUCCUCCAAGCCUUGCGUGGUUAAAGAAUGGACGACCUAUAGAGAACUCAGAGUCUCUGGAGAUGCACAUCUUCGCAGGAGGAAGCAAGCUGCAGAUUGCGCGGUCACAGGUUGCUGACAGCGGCACUUACACAUGUGUGGCCACCAACGUGGAGGGCAAGGCACGCAAGAGCUACCAUCUCUCUAUACAAAUUCCUCCCAGCAUAUCUGGAUCAGAGAUGCCGCGUGAAAUGGGAGUCCUUCUCAAUGAAAGCAUCCAGCUGGUUUGUCAGGCUCGGGGAACCCCGGCUCCAACCAUCCAGUGGUUAAAGGAUGGCGAAGUCAUCAACAAUACAGGAAACCAAGGGCUCAGGAUCAGUCCAGAUGGAAGCACACUCACUUUGACCGAAGCUAACACACCUGAUAGUGGCAAGUACACCUGUGUGGCCACCAACACUGCAGGGGAAGAAGACAGGAUAUUCAAUCUGAAUGUGUAUGUGCCUCCUGUGAUAGACGGCAACAGUGAGACAGUUGAGCAGCUGACCACAGUUCUUGACAGUUCUGUCAACAUUGAGUGUGUUGCAGCAGGCUCUCCUCCGCCCCAGCUCAACUGGCUGAGAAACGGCCUGCCUCUGCCAGUCUCCUCCCACAUACGGCUUCUUUCUGCUGGACAGGUGCUUCGGAUUACACGCUCUCAGGUGUCCGACAGUGGCACCUAUACCUGCGUUGCAUCAAAUAGAGCAGGAGUGGACAACAGACAUUAUAAACUACAAGUGCAUGUCCCUCCUGGUUUGGAUGGAGCCGGCGGCACAGAGGAUGUGACUGUAGUCAGAGGAAACUCGGCUUCUCUGCUUUGUAUUGCUGAUGGGACCCCAACCCCAACUAUAUCCUGGCUUAAAGAAGGGGUAACUCUACUUACUGACCCUCAUCUAAAGUUCCUAAACCUGAAUACAACUAUCCAAAUCAUCCAGACUCAGGUCAAUGACACAGGACGCUACACCUGCAUGGCUAACAAUAGCGCUGGCCAAGCUAGCCGCCACUUCAACCUAAAAGUGCUGGACCCUCCACACAUCAAGGGCUCUGGAGUACCUGCAGAAGUUUCUGUUGUGGUUAAUAAUGUCCUGGAGCUUCAGUGUGAGGCCUCAGGUAUCCCUACGCCCUCUUUGACCUGGCUGAAGGAUGGACGCCCGCUGCCACAGACAGACAGUGUGCGCCUCUUGCGGGGGGGAGAGGUUCUCCGUGUGGCCUCAGCACAGUUGGAGGACACAGGCAGAUACAGCUGCUUAGCAAACAGUCCAGCAGGAGAUGACGACAAGGAGUUCCUGGUUCGAGUGAAUGUCCCCCCUAACAUUGCGGGGGAGAGCACACCUCAGGACCUGUCAGUGCUACAGAACAGACAGGUUAUCCUGGAGUGCAAGUCUGAUGCUGUCCCACCUCCAACUCUCAGCUGGCUCAAAGAUGGCCAACCAUUGCAGGCCUCUGCCCGAGUGCGUAUUCUUUCUGGUGGCCGCUACUUACAAAUCAACAUGGCCGAGCUCAACGACAGAGCUCAGUAUACCUGUGUGGCAAGCAACAUCGCUGGCAAGACCACGCGUCAGUUUAACCUGACUGUCAAUGUGGCCCCAACCAUCAAGGAAGGCUCCCAGACCAUGUCAGUGCACAUUGACAAGCCUGCAGUGCUUGAGUGUAUUGUAAGUGGAGUGCCACCGCCUCGUGUAACCUGGAGGAAACACGGUGCCAUCCUGGCAGGAAACAACCCCAGGUAUACAUUUGCAGAGGAUGGGUCAUUACACAUCCACUCUGCUCAGGUGACAGACACUGGCCGCUACCUGUGUAUGGCAACAAAUCAGGCUGGGACCCAGCGCAAGAGAGUGGAUCUGCAAGUCUUUGUCCCUCCUUCCAUCGCUGACAGUCGCACCAAUGUGACGGUUACAGUCAACGUUCAGACCACCCUGUCUUGCGAGGCCACAGGCAUACCCAAACCCGCUGUCAGCUGGAUCAAAAAUGGUCGAACCAUCAAUACUGACCAGAACCAGAAUAUGUACAGAUUGCUGUCAUCAGGCUCCCUGGUAGUUAUAGCACCAACAGUCGAGGACACAGCUGUGUAUGAAUGUGUGGUUUCUAAUGAGGCAGGAGAAUACUCCAGAUCCAUCAACCUCACUGUCCACGUUCCACCAUCUAUAGCAGAUGAACCCACAGAGCUGGUUGUGACCAGACUGUCCCCAGUGGUUAUCGCCUGCACUGCCUCUGGUGUCCCAGCGCCCACAAUCCACUGGAGCAAAGAUGGCUCGAGGCUUCCUAAAGAGGGACAAGGCUACAGCAUCCUACCUACAGGUCCAGUAGAAAUCACCUCAGCUGAGCUCAGUCACUCAGGACGUUACUCAUGCACAGCCAAGAAUGCUGCAGGAUCCACCCACCGCCAUGUGCAGCUCACAGUGCAGGAGCUCCCGGUGAUACAGUCUCAUCCCUCCACCCUGGAUGUGAUCCUGAACAACCCAAUCACUCUGCCCUGCAGGGCCACAGGUGCACCCAGACCCACCAUCACCUGGCAGAAGGAGGGCAUCAACAUACCCACCUCAGGUGGAAGUUUCACAGUCUUGCCGAAUGGAAGUCUGCAGAUCACUAAGGCCUCUGUGUCAGACUCUGGGACGUACAUAUGUGUGGCUCAAAACCCUGCAGGCACUGCGCUGAGCAAGACCAAACUCAGAGUACAAGUUCCUCCAGUGAUCAGCUCAGAGACUGUAGAGUAUCUGGCACCUGUUGACUCCUCUGUGACGUUACACUGCCAUGCUGACGGCUCACCUUCCCCCUCCGUCACAUGGCACAAAGACGGGCAGCCGCUGCAUGAAUCUGUGCGCCAACGGGUGCUCAGUUCAGGAUCCCUGCAGAUCGCCUUCAUCCAGCCAAGUGAUACUGGACGAUACACCUGCACUGCUGCCAAUGCAGCAGGCACGGUCAGCCAUGAGAUGAGCUUCACUGUACACAUCCCCCCUUCCAUCCGUGAUGGAGAGCUGGAGGUAGCGGUGGUGGAAAACAGUCAGGCUCAGCUGGUGUGUGUGGUGGAGGGGGUCCCUCAGCCAAGCUUGACCUGGGAGAAGGAUGGUAAUCCUCUCAGUGAAAGCACAGGGGAGUACACCAUCCUGCCCUCCGGAGAACUAGUUAUAGACGUCGCUCAGCCUGAUGAUGCGGGCAGUUAUACGUGUGUUGCCACAAAUUCGGUCGGAGAGGACAGUCAGACGACGACCCUGUCUGUCCACACUCACCCCGUCUUCACUGAGCUGCUCGGAGACGUUGCCCUCAACAAGGGAGAGCGCGUCCUACUGGCCUGUGGAGUCAGUGGCAUCCCUCCUCCCAAAAUCACAUGGACUUUUAACAACAACAUCCUCCCAGUUCACUACGACCACAUGAACGGCCACAGUGAAAUGGUGAUAGAGCGAGUGAGCAAAGAAGACUCUGGCACCUAUACCUGUUUGGCAGAAAACAGCGUAGGGACCAUCAAGUCUCUGGCCUUCGUUUAUGUCAAAGAGCCUCCUAUCAUUGAUGGGGAGCAUCACUCCAACCGUAUUGAACCUCUGGGUGGAAAUGCCAUCCUGAACUGUGAGGUCCGGGGAGAUCCCCUGCCCACCAUCCGCUGGAGCAAAGGUGGAAUAAACAUCUCGAUCAGCAACCGCAUCCGACAGCUGGACAACGGCUCUCUGGCUAUCUAUGGAACAGUGAGUGAAGAUGCAGGCAGCUACAUGUGUGUGGCAACAAAUGAUGCUGGUGUGGUGGAGAGGAGUGUCACUCUUACCCUGCAGAGUGCACCAAGCAUCAUAGUGGAGCCGGUGGAUACAGUGGUGGAUGCUGGCACCACAGUUGUGCUCAACUGUCAGGCGGAGGGUGAGCCCACCCCCAUGAUAGAGUGGUCCCGUCAGGGGCACCCUCUGCUGGGCAACGACCGCUUCUCCCCACUUUCCAACAGCUCCCUCAGGAUCAGCAGUGCCCAGAAGGAAGACACCACUGAAUAUGAGUGUGUGGCCAGAAACCUGCUGGGAUCAGUGCUGGUCAGGGUCACUCUGACUGUACGAGUUCAUGGAGGCUACUCGGAGUGGGCAGAGUGGGGUCCUUGCAGUGUGUCCUGUGGUGUCGGGUCCCAGAAGAGGCUCAGACAGUGUAACAAUCCCUUGCCUGCCAAUGGAGGGCGUCACUGCCCAGGAUCAGACUCAGAGACACGCAGUUGUCAGGGAAAGCCCUGUCCAGUGGAUGGUGACUGGUCAGAGUGGUCUCUCUGGGAGGAGUGCUCUCGGACCUGUGGGCAGGGCAACAGAACGAGGGUCCGGACCUGCAGUAACCCUUCAGCUCAGCAUGGAGGCAGACCGUGUGAGGGGAGGGCAGUGGAGGUCAUCAUGUGCAGUGUCAGACCCUGUCCGGUUUCGGGUAACUGGGGGUCUUGGCUGCCAUGGAGCCCAUGCAGUGAGUCUUGUGGUAAAGGUAUGCAGUCCAGAAUCCGCCUGUGCAACAACCCUCCUCCAGCAUUUGAUGGGCCGCAGUGUGAGGGCACAGACACCCAGACUCAAUUUUGCAAGGAGAAACCCUGUCCUGUGGAUGGGAAGUGGUCCUCUUGGGUGAGCUGGGGAACCUGCAGUGUUUCAUGUGGAGGCGGGACCAGACAGAGGACACGCCUCUGUGCCAGCCCCGCCCCUCAGCAUGCUGGCAGGCAGUGUGAAGGCAACGACGUCCAGAUCGACUUCUGCAACAAUGACCCCUGCCCCAUUAAUGGUAACUGGGGUCCAUGGAGUAGCUGGGGCAGCUGCAGCAAGACAUGUAAUGGAGGUCAGAUGAGGCGCUACAGGACAUGUGACAACCCCAGAUCAGCCAAUGGUGGGCGAGCGUGUACAGGUGCAGAUUCACAGAUACAGAGAUGCAGCACAGCCAACUGUCCUGUUGAUGGUAACUGGGGCUCAUGGCAGCCAUGGGGAGAUUGCUCUACUUCCUGUGGUGGUGGAGAGAGGACACGUGUCCGUCUCUGUAACAGUCCGUCUUCAAGCAACGGUGGCCGGCUGUGUCCAGGAGACUCCUCUCAGCUGUCCAGAUGUAGCAGUCAGGCCUGCCCAGGUGGACCACAGAAAGCCCGAGGGAGCAUCAUAGGGAACAUCAACGAUAUUGAGUUUGGUAUCGCCAUCCUCAAUGCCACCAUCACAGAGAGCAAGUUUGGAGAGAGAAUCAUCAAGGCCUCUAUUACUAAUGUACCAAGGACAUUAGGUCCUGCAAUGAGAAAGCUCAUCUCGAUCCUGAACCCUGUUUACUGGGCCACUGCACAGGAAGUGGGAGAGGCUGUCAAUGGCUACACGCUAACAGGAAGCAUCUUUAGGAGAGAGACACAGGUGGAGUUUGCCACGGGUGAGAUCCUGAGGAUGACCCACAUUGCCAGAGGCAUGGACUCAGAUGGAGUGUUGUUACUGGACAUCGUCGUGAACGGACACAUCCUGCAACUGCCUUCACACGCUGACAUCAGUAUCAAGGACUACACAGAGGAUUACAUCCAGACGGGCCCGGGCCAGCUGUACGCUCUGUCCACCCGCAUGUUCAGCAUCGACCGGGAGAGUGUGCCCUACUCCUGGAACCACACCAUCACCUACGACCAGUCCAAGGGCAAGAUGCCUUUCCUCGUAGAGACGCUGCACGCCACAGCCAUCAGAGCUCACUACAACCCCCUGGAGGAAGUGUUGGAGUAUAGCAUACAAGCUAAUAUUGCUAAGGGAGAUCGCAGUAACCAGUGUCCUCAGGGAUUCACGUUAGUGUCUGCCGGCCCCUACUGUGCAGAUGAGAACGAGUGUGAGUUCGGGAACCCAUGUUCUCAUACUUGCCACAACGCCAUGGGCACGUACUACUGCUCGUGUCCCCGGGGCCUCACCAUCUCAGCUGACGGCAGGACAUGUCAGGACAUUGAUGAGUGUUCACUGGAUACGAACGUGUGCCAUGAUGGAGAGGAAUGUGAGAACACCAUUGGCUCUUACCGAUGUGUCAUGCGCUGUGGGCGGGGCUUCAGGAGAACAGCUGAUGGUCUCAGUUGCACUGAUGUAAACGAGUGUCAGGAGUCAAAUCUGUGCAAUCAACACUGUCUGAACACGAUCGGCAGCUACAGAUGCGCCUGUGAGCCGGGCUACCAACUCAGAAACAGACGCUGUACAGAUAUAAAUGAGUGCAGACAGAGGGUUUGUCGGUCAGAUCAGCAGUGUAAAAACACACGGGGGGGUUACACCUGUAUUGACCUGUGCCCCAAUGGUAUGACUAAAGGCGGCAAUGGGACAUGUGUAGACAUCGAUGAGUGCAGGGAUGGCACUCAUCAGUGCAGAUACAAUCAGAUCUGUGAGAAUACCAGAGGCAGCUACCACUGCACCUGUCCACGUGGCUACAGAUCUCAGGGAGUGGGGCGGCCCUGCCUCGACAUAAAUGAGUGUGAGCGGCUGCCCCAGCCCUGUGCCCACCAAUGCCUCAACACGCCGGGCAGCUUCAAGUGCACCUGCCCUCCAGGGCGCCACCUGCUGGGGGACGGCAAGUCCUGUGCCGGUCUGGAGCGUCUGCCCAGCUAUGAAAGUUACUCAUUUGGCUACCGAGCGUCACAAUCCUCUCCUGAACACAACUCCGACCAGCGACUGUACCACAACUUGGCCUCUCAGAGCUACCACUCCUACGGCGCCACCUCAAGGGGCCGUGAAAGGAGCCGGAGCCGCAGAGAGACUCAUUCCUCGCAGCAGGGCUCCCUCGCUUGUCUGCAGGGGUUUGAGUCCAGGGGGGGCUCCUGCUUAGACAUCAAUGAGUGUGAGGUGAGGGAUGCCUGUCAGCAUGAGUGUAUGAACACACCAGGGAGCCACAGGUGUCUCUGUCCAGCUGGUUACCGCCUUAUGACCAACGGCAAGACGUGUCAGGAUAUAGACGAGUGCCUGGAGGAUAACAUCCAGUGUGGGGCCAACCAGAUGUGCUUCAACAUGAGAGGAAGUUUCCAAUGUAUCGACACACCUUGUCCACCAAACUACCAGAGGGAUCCAGCCACAGGGUUCUGCCUGAAGAACUGCCCUCCUAACGACCUGGAGUGUGCCCUGAGCCCUUACGCCCUGGAGUACAAGCUGCUGUCUCUUCCCUUUGGCAUCGCAGCCAACCAGGACCUCAUCAGGCUGGUGGCCUACACGCAGGACGGAGUAAUGCACCCCAGGACCACCUUCCUCGUGGUGGACGAGGACGCCACGUUACCUUUCGCCCUGCGAGACGAGAACCUGAAGGGAGUGUUGUUCACAACACAGGCGCUUCGAGAGCCCCACACAUACCGAAUGAAGGUCCGCGCCCUCUCCUACAGCGCAGACGGGGGAAUCGAGUACCAGACAACCUUCAUCGUCUACAUCGCCGUCUCUGCAUACCCCUACUGAGAGCACUAUAAAUGAAGGCAGACAAAGGUGCGGUGCAUUGCAUCCUAAAUAAGUGAGUGGGUGCGUUUUUUAAAAAGCAGCCACAUCAGUAAACAAACUGAAAAACUCUCAAUGUGAGCGGCCAGUGAGUGCAUACAGCCCUGAAGACAAGAGGAAGUAGAUUAAAGGUGGAAACAACACAAGACACAGGAGGGUAACAGUUGACUUGUACAAUGCAACUGGCUAUGUAUUGGCUUUAAUCCCAGGAAUCCAAAACCUCAGUCUGUCAGGACUUUUUCAGUGAAAUGUUUAAUAUGUUGCCUUGUGAUUUUCCCUUCCCCCUCAGAUUUAUUUAUAAGAUCAACAAGAUGUUGCUCCUUUAAGCGGAAGUAUUAAUCGGUGGCUCCCAUAGUAGAUACCAACCCUACUCAACAAAUAUUAGCUAGCCUUUUAUUUACAUCUACCUACUAUUAACUUAUUGGGAAGUGCUUGAUUUAGAAAAAUGUGCAGUUCCCUUGUGUCAUUAAUCACCAAAGUGAAAAUUUGACUCUUCAGAUACGGUGCUCAUUUCGGUGAUAGAAAGCUUAACUGUUAGAUCUUCUACAUCCUCAGGUAGUCUAGUAAAUAGAAACCCUAUCUUAUCAUUACACUACAUCAUCAAUGUGCCAUAAACUGCUCAAUCCAAAAGUUCAUAUCAAGAUGUAUUUUAUUUUUACAACUUGUACAUAGUUUUUUUUUUUUUUCAUAAUGUAUUGCAAUACUGUACUUAUUGGAUCCAUUUUGUAAUAAAACUGUAAUAAAUGAAUAUACAUUGAAAACAAGCAUUAUGUAUGUCUCCAGCAGUGAUGCAUAAAAAACCCCUGAUCCUUUAUAAAGCAUUUCACAUCGACUCAAGCAAGCUAAUGAGAAUAACACUGAAGAAUAUAAGAGCACAUUUAGGAGUAGAAACAAUUUCACUCAGAGACAAGGAUUAGGAGGUGAGGUCCGCCCCCCACUCAUAAAAAGUAGCACUUUACCCCUGCCUAUAUGCCGU
Messenger RNA from Notothenia coriiceps (black rockcod), 15283 nucleotides. RefSeq names its product hemicentin 1 (gene hmcn1). The transcript has 91 exons. The record is from RefSeq and is a predicted model, not a curated record. Gene Ontology annotation, biological process: synapse organization; homophilic cell-cell adhesion. NCBI's taxonomy places the organism in Eukaryota, Metazoa, Chordata, Actinopteri, Perciformes, Nototheniidae. Gene Ontology annotation, molecular function: calcium ion binding; axon guidance receptor activity. Bases 1 to 14271 code for a protein of 4756 amino acids. Gene Ontology annotation, cellular component: plasma membrane; axon; neuronal cell body.